Malurus melanocephalus (red-backed fairy wren) is the source of this 1066-nucleotide messenger RNA. It is a transcript of the gene EBI3, whose product is annotated as Epstein-Barr virus induced 3. Lineage: Eukaryota; Metazoa; Chordata; Aves; Passeriformes; Maluridae. The transcript is spliced from 6 exons. Gene Ontology annotation, molecular function: cytokine receptor activity; protein binding. Bases 50 to 961 code for a protein of 303 amino acids. Gene Ontology annotation, biological process: cytokine-mediated signaling pathway. Gene Ontology annotation, cellular component: external side of plasma membrane; membrane. The record is from RefSeq and is a predicted model, not a curated record.
UCCUGCCUGUCCCCACAGGUCCCUGGGCAGUCCUGCUGAGUCUCCUGGCAUGAGGUGGCUUUGGGUGGUGGCUUUGGUGGCACCUGCCUGCAGUGUCCCCUACAAUGGCACGGUGGGGAGCACUGGGGCCGGGGACAAUGGGGACAGAGGCCCCUGCACCCCUCAGCACGGUCCCCUGGGCACUGAGGUGCUGCUGCCAUGCCCGGGGGGUGUGGCCGAGUGGCGCCGGGGGGACACUGUCCUGGGCACAUCCCCAGCCCCRGGGCUGGCCCUGCCCAACGCCAGCCUGGCCCACGAGGGCCACUACAGCUGCCAUCACCCUGUCACCGGUGAGACCUGGGCCACCAUCUGCCUGCGGCUGGGCUACCCGCCCCCGCCACCAGCCAUCGAGUGCUGGGCCACCAGCUACCCCCAGGCUGUGAACUGCUCCUGGGGGCUGAGCCCCGAGCCCCUGCUGGACACCGAUUUCGUGGCCACGUACAGGCACGGCACAGCCACAGGUGAGUGCACCCUCACGGGCCCGCGGAGCUGCUCCUUCGGGGACCUGCAGGUGUUUUCCCUCACUCCCUACGAGCUCAAUGUCACAGCCCGGAACGCUCUGGGUGCUGCCUCCRGAACGCUGCCCUUCCUCCUGGAGAACAUCGUAAAGCCGGACCCUCCUGAGACCCUGCAGGUCUCUCCCAUCCCCGGGGAGCCCCAGAAGCUGCUACUGGAGUGGAGCCCUCCAUCCUCCUGGCCCUUCCCGGACUAUUUCCCACUCCAGUACCGCAUCCGCUAUUCCCGGGACAACGACUCYGUCCCCACCAUGGUGAAGCUCUACGAGCUGACAUCCCACACCCUGACGGAGCUGGAGCCUGGGACCCUCUACCACAUCCAGGUGGCUGCCAAGGACCUGGCGGAUUCGGGGGAAUUCAGUGCCUGGAGCCCGCCGGCCUCGGGGACACCCUGGGUGGGGCCGUGACAGGCAGGGCAGGGCCACUGUCCCUGUCCCCAUCCUGCUCGUGUCCCCAUCCUGCUCUUGUCCCACCCCAGCAAUGCCGAGCCACCAGAACAGGCAAUAAACAGG